AUGGGUUUUCUAUACUUUGUCGUUGCCGCGCUGCUGAUCGUGGCCCCGCCGCGUUCCAGCUGCAUUAGCGCACCACCACACUACGUUGUAUCGAGUGUCACUUCUGAAGACGAUUCUCUGCAACGCACCAAAUCGACCAUCAAUGAAACCGACAGUGAAACGGUACAUCCGCCACCAUUGCCGGCGGCCAGCGACGACGAUCAUCGCCCGGAAGCUGCCGCUGACCCCCACCGCCAGAAGCGACUCGUAUCCGCCGGCGAUUACGAGCAAACGGCUCAAUAUUGGAACAUUGGGGCGCAGUUGAAAUUGAAGGAACAUCUACUACGGCGGCUGAAUAGGAACAAAGCGAAAAACGUUAUCUUCUUUCUCGGUGACGGUAUGUCUAUACCGACGCUAGCAGCCAGCCGCAUGUAUCUGGGGCAGAAGCAAGGUCAUACGGGCGAGGAAAGCCAGCUGUCGUUCGAAGAAUUUCCCGACGUUGGCCUCGUCAAGACUUACUGCGUGGACAAGCAAGUGGCCGAUUCGGCGUGCUCGGCCACUGCGUACCUGUGCGGUGUAAAGGCCAACUACGCUACGAUCGGAGUGACGGCGGCCGUUAACUACAGCAACUGCGCUGCCAGCCUCGAUCCUCGGAAUCGCGUGCAAUCGAUCCUGGCCUGGGCACAGGAAGCCGGAAAGGCUACCGGGUUUGUGACGACGACACGGGUAACGCACGCCAGUCCAGCCGGAACAUACGCUCACACAGCCAACCGCGAUUGGGAAUCCGAUGCUGAUGUGGUGCGCCAUGGUGCAGACCCGGCCAUGUGUACGGAUAUUGCCAGCCAGCUGGUGUACGGUGAAACGGGCAAGAAUCUUCGCGUUAUUCUAGGCGGUGGGCGGCGCAAGCUUAUCCCAAAGGGUGCGAAGGACGAGGACGGGGUCAAGGGACAACGAUUGGACGGUGUAAACCUAAUCUCCCAAUGGUACUAUGGUAAACCACUGGGAACGGCCCGGUACGUGUCGAAUCGUAAUGAUUUGUUGGCGCUAAACUUUACCCAAGUCGACUAUCUGAUGGGCCUGUUCAGUGCAGACCAUCUGCCCUUCCAUCUGGAUGCACGACCCGAUCUGGACCCCACGCUUGGGGAUCUUACGUAUGCCGCGAUCCGCACGCUACAGAAGUAUCCCGAAGGGUACGUGCUGUUCGUCGAAGGAGGCAAGAUUGAUCUCGCGCAUCAUCUCACGAAAGCGCGCAAAUCGCUGGACGAAACGGUUCAACUUUCGGAAGCAGUUCAGGUGGCACGGCAGCUAUCGAGUGCCGACGAUACGCUCAUGAUCGUGACGGCAGACCAUUCGCACACGAUGAGUCUGGCGGGGUAUGGGAAACGUGGAAACGAUAUUCUUGGUUUGAACAGUCAGCUUAGCGACGGAGACCGCAAACCGUAUACUACGCUCUCGUACGCUAACGGACCGGGAGGGCCAACGCUGGGCCACAACGGAGCGCGGCCGGAAAUGACGAAAAUGAUGAUGAUCGAUCGGGAGUUUCAGUUUCCGAAGCUCGUGCCAAUGAAAUACGAAACGCAUGGCGGCGACGAUGUGGCGCUCUUUGCCUACGGACCGUGGUCGCAUCUGUUUGGCGGCAUGUACGAACAGAACGUUAUACCGCACCUGAUAGGGUACGCCGCGUGCAUCGGGAACGGGCUGCACGCGUGCCUAGACACGGGUAGUUCCUAG
Molecule: messenger RNA, 1710 nt
Organism: Anopheles bellator
Lineage: Eukaryota; Metazoa; Arthropoda; Insecta; Diptera; Culicidae
Product: alkaline phosphatase-like
Exons: 3
Coding region: 1-1710 (569 amino acids)
Biological process (GO): dephosphorylation
Molecular function (GO): alkaline phosphatase activity
Source: RefSeq, a predicted model, not a curated record